CAGGCCCCACCCCCAUCUCGUGCCCUCCCGGCCCCUCCCCUUCUGGCGGCGGCGCGCUGGCGCAUGCGCUUUGCUCGACUGCGAGAUGGCGGCGGCUGCCUUGGGCUGGGCGGUGCGGGCGGCGCGGCAGAUAUUCCCCUUGCCAUGCACAGGGCAGGUGCGUGGUUACUACGUGAACUGGAGGAUGCUACGUGACGCAAAAAGAAGGAAGCUGGCUUACGAGUACGCAGAAGAGAGGCUGCGGAUCAACGCCCUGCGGAAGAACACCAUCUUGCCCAAAGAACUUCAGGAAAUAGCUGACAAAGAGAUUGCCGCCCUGCCCCGGGACAGCUGCCCUGUGAGAAUCCGGAAUAGGUGUGUCCUGACAUCUCGUCCUCGAGGUGUGAAACGGCGCUGGCGGUGUAAUGGAGAAGCAUACACAGUUCCCCUCUUUCAGUGUCCUGGUAUAAAAGAAUACACCAUUUUGAAGGGAGCUACAUUAGUGAAAUUUUCUCUAGGACUCCUACCAAUGCACAGUUACCACAACCCCCCCCCCCGACCUUGCUUCUCAUGCAUUUCCUGGACCAUCAUGGCUACAACACCCCAUCCCUUACACCAGAAGCAGCUGAGCAGCCCCUUAUUGAUGCCAGCCUGAGGUCAAUCAACAUAGGGCUCUGUGGCCUGAAUGGAGAAGUCAGCAAUGUAUUAGGCUACUAUAGCCUCACCUUUAGGGUCAUGGUCACAGCAAUCUAAACAUUUAUUGUUUGGUACUGUACAUUCUCUACAAGACCUAAAAGGUAGAGGGUAGUUACAUUUUAUUUUGCUAGGCCCUGAAUUGGUUUGGCAUCUUGCUCUUCAUGUGGUGGCUAAUUGUGCCUCAGCCUCCUGGAUUUGGGAGGCGAGAGAAGGGAACAACAGUUACAUUGCUGGAUACUGAUAAGAUCAAAGACUGCUGGCCAGAGGCAGCCGCUAGUUAAGUCUUUUGUACACAAAUUCUCCUAAGCACACACAAUCAGUCUCUGGACUAGCAACAGGUACUACCAUAUGGUGUUGACAGACAUGCAGCUCCUUGGUCUAAUUCAUGGCACUUUCUGUAAAGUGCCAUGAGUUAGACCAACCCUCUUGACCCAACAGACAUUUGUCAUUUGCUGCAUUGGAGGUGGGGAGGGGAGUUCCAAUCCAUCUGCCCCCACUACAGUGCAGGCUAGGUAAACCCCAACCCGAGCUCCCAACCCGAGCUCCCUCCCCUCCCAUUGUGCAAACAGCAUAGGAGGCAGAACUGGCUAGCAGCCCAGCCACCCAAUCAGACAGAAGUUAAUGAAGGUGCUCCACUUUAGAGUUCCUACAUCUGAACACUUACAUGAGGGUUCAUUUGUCCUGUGAUCAGGAACUUUUAAAGUGCUCUGCAGCUGUGCACUUCUGGAAGAGCAUGGCUGUAGAGCACUUUCAGAGGGCUGAUCGCAUGACAAAUGUAACUUCUGUCUAUGCCCAUAAAGAAGUGUGUGCUAAUCAGGCUUUCUUCAGAGCUCUUACCCUUGCACUUCAGCCUGAAACAGUGUUAAUACCAACAGAUCAGAUCUGUUUUUCAGUUCACCUAGCAGAUGUUUUGUUGCAAGAUAGCAGUUCCUCUUCUACCAUUAAAUUUUC
Molecule: messenger RNA, 1626 nt
Organism: Alligator sinensis (Chinese alligator)
Lineage: Eukaryota; Metazoa; Chordata; Crocodylia; Alligatoridae
Gene: MRPS14
Product: mitochondrial ribosomal protein S14
Exons: 5
Coding region: 86-634 (182 amino acids)
Biological process (GO): translation
Cellular component (GO): ribosome; mitochondrial small ribosomal subunit
Molecular function (GO): structural constituent of ribosome
Source: RefSeq, a predicted model, not a curated record